GACGCGAAGCAAACAUGCCCUCAAGCUUAUGCCCACGCGAGUGAGAAGUGAGAAUCUCCUAGGAAAGAGAAACAACGAAGACUCGAAACGAGUACACCAACCUUUCUUUCUCUCCUCUCGCUUCUGCGGCGAAUUUUCUUGUCCCGUGCCGGCCGCCGUGUCUACCCUGCGCCACCGCCCCUUCCAACGCCUGCCGUGAAGACAAAAGGUGAGCUUUUUAUCCCCUCUUCCAGUUUCAGUACUUCCCCAAAGUUCUUCGAAGGCGUUUAUCGGGUGCCGGGGAACGCCUCACCGUCCGCAUGAAGCCCCAGCGUGCUGCGGUCCGUCACAACCGCCGUUGCGACCUUUUGUGCGCCGUGGUUUCCCCACGGCGGCAGCAAGUGGAGAGGGAGAGCCUGUGGCUGCGUCGAUUGCGACGGAUGUCUUGGUUAAGUUUGAAGAUGUCGUGCUUGGCAUGCUGUGGCGGCGAAGAUACUCAAAGAACACCUGAUAAUGGAGGUCCAUACCCUGGUGGCUACCCACCAAGGGAUGAUGCUUAUCGCACAGCUGAUCCAACUCCGAGGGGUGCUCAACCUUUGAAAAUGCAGCCAAUCACUGUCCCCACUAUUCCUGUAGAAGAAAUUAGGGAGGUCACAGUGGCUUUUGGUGAUGAAGCUUUGAUUGGUGAGGGGUCUUUUGGCAGAGUAUAUUUUGGUGUACUAAAAAAUGGUAGGAGUGCAGCGAUAAAAAAGUUAGAUUCAAGCAAGCAGCCAGAGCAAGAGUUUUUGGCACAGGUAUCCAUGGUGUCAAGGCUUAAGCAUGGCAAUGUCGUAGAGUUGCUUGGUUACUGUGUUGAUGGAAACACCCGCAUCCUUGCAUAUGAAUUUGCUACUAUGGGUUCUCUUCACGAUAUGCUUCAUGGACGCAAAGGUGUGAAAGGAGCUCAGCCUGGUCCAGUCCUGUCCUGGACACAACGAGUGAAGAUUGCUGUUGGAGCAGCAAAAGGCCUUGAGUAUCUUCAUGAGAAAGCGCAGCCUCAUAUUAUACACAGGGACAUCAAGUCCAGUAAUGUUCUUCUAUUUGAUGACGACGUAUCUAAAAUAGCUGAUUUUGAUUUGUCAAACCAAGCUCCGGAUAUGGCAGCUCGACUUCAUUCGACCAGAGUUCUUGGAACAUUUGGCUAUCAUGCACCUGAGUAUGCAAUGACUGGACAACUUAGCUCUAAGAGUGACGUUUACAGUUUUGGAGUUGUUCUUCUGGAGCUCCUGACUGGAAGAAAGCCUGUGGAUCAUACAUUACCAAGAGGACAGCAAAGUCUUGUGACAUGGGCAACUCCACGGCUUUGUGAAGAUAAAGUUAGGCAAUGCGUUGAUUCAAGACUUGGAGUAGAAUAUCCUCCUAAAUCCGUUGCAAAGUUUGCAGCUGUUGCUGCACUGUGUGUGCAAUAUGAAGCUGACUUUCGACCCAACAUGAGCAUCGUGGUGAAGGCGCUUCAGCCCCUGCUGAAUGCACGUGCAUCCAACAACCCUGGAUGAAUGAAUGAAUGACUGCCGUUGCUUUUCCCUGACGAGAGUAUCUGAAUCAGACAACAUGUAGCAUUGAAUUCAGAUAAAUAUAGUGUUUGGCUUAAUACACUUGGCCCUAGAUGUUCAUCAGGAGAUAACCUCUUGCAGUUUCUGGAUGUUACCUAGUCUUUGUAUCCCUAAUGGCAUAGACUAAAGGGCCUGCUCGUUUCUGUCGGAAUUCACUAGGAAUCGUUCCAGCUGAUCGAACCUAGUAUAAAUUAGACAAAUAAUUCGGCUAGUAAUCUCUAGUAAUCGUUCUGGGUGUCUAUUCCCUAGGAACCGAACAGGCCCUAAACUGUAACCUAUUGUUCGGUUGCGUUCCAUCUGGUGUUGUUUACAUCCACCAUCCAUGAAGUCAAGCAGCAUCCUAUUUGAGGACCCCGUAAAAUUCCUCAUUGUAGCCUCCGGUUCAAAAUGAUUUGUUACAGUUUAAGCUAAUACAUGGUCUGGAUUUCUAUUAUGGCAACGCGAAGAGUUUAAGCUAAUACAUGGUCUGGAUUUCUAUUACA
Messenger RNA from Zea mays, 2053 nucleotides. Its product is annotated as putative protein kinase superfamily protein. The coding region runs from base 300 to 1514 and encodes 404 amino acids. The transcript has 9 exons. Lineage: Eukaryota; Viridiplantae; Streptophyta; Magnoliopsida; Poales; Poaceae. The record is from RefSeq and is a predicted model, not a curated record. Gene Ontology annotation, molecular function: ATP binding; protein kinase activity. Gene Ontology annotation, biological process: protein phosphorylation.